AUCGAGUAGUGACCUCAUCGGGCGUGGUCCGUGCGGCUUCUCAUCCAAGCACACUCAUUCGUCUGCCGACCAAACAUCCCCAUACCACUAGCCAUAGCGCGUUUCUAUCCCAACCCGAAGUGGUCCUACACAUUUGCUAAAAAAACAUGGAUUUCCGACAUGCCUCGCGUAUGGGCGAUGCAGAUGAAUCUAUACUAUCCGAGCCGUACCGGCCGUUCUACAAGGUCUUUGGAGGCCAGCCCAUCUUGGUAAAACAAAACAAUGACUACGACCGAGUGGCAUUUAGAGAGAGACCGUGGUUUGGUGUGCUGUUGUUCGAUAACGUGUCUUCGGAUGCAAGGGAUCAUGCUGCGAAUGAACGAACGUUCCUGUCUUGGUUGAAGCUUAGUGUGUACAUGGCCAUCGUGUCUGUCGCUAUCGUCCUCUCAUUCCAUCUCAAGUUGGAACCUACUCCACUUGAAAAGCGUUUCGCAUUACCCUUGGGAAUCGUAUUUUGGCUUCUUUCCAUCGCAUGCAUGUUGUCUGGGUUGUCGAAUUACAUCAAUACAGUCUCACGGUACAGCACGCGGCGGGCAUUGGUGCAGACAGGCUGGAAGACGCAGGUCGUGUUCACAGUGGUAUCAAGUGCUAUCGUGGCGACGUGCAUAUUGUUUCUCUCUACCAAUGCAGAGAAGUAG
Molecule: messenger RNA, 677 nt
Organism: Alternaria rosae
Lineage: Eukaryota; Fungi; Ascomycota; Dothideomycetes; Pleosporales; Pleosporaceae
Exons: 4
Coding region: 147-677 (176 amino acids)
Source: RefSeq, a predicted model, not a curated record